AUGGGUUUGAUUCAAUUGGUGAGCGAGCUGUGCUCAAAUCCCAAACAUACAAGAUGGAUCGCACCGCUCCUCAACAUCGGCGAUGGCCUGCUCUGCGCUCUCAUAAUUUGGAAAGUGCCUUGUGAGUUAGAUACUGAAAUCGACUGGACGACGUAUAUGCAGCAGAUACAAACAUACCUCUCAGGAGAGCGCGAUUAUACCUUAAUUAAAGGUUCCACAGGCCCCCUUGUCUACCCUGCCGCCCAUGUUUACAGCUAUGCAUUAUUCCACAACUUAACCGAUGAAGGACGGGAUAUCGCCUUCGGCCAGAUUAUAUUCGCUUUCCUAUAUUUGAUCACGCUUACGAUAGUUAUGGCUUGUUAUCGGCGAGUUGGGGCUCCACCGUACUUGUUCCCUUUGCUGGUUUUGUCCAAACGACUGCAUAGCGUGUAUAUGCUGCGACUCUUCAACGAUGGGCUUGCGGCGCUGGCCAUGUGGGGCGCUAUUUGGCUCUUUAUAAAUCGAAAAUGGACUCCCGCGGUUAUACUUUGGUCCCUUGGGCUUGGUGUUAAGAUGACCUUGAUUCUCUUGGCCCCGGCGGUUAUCGUGGUGCUUGCAUUGAGCUUGAGUAUAGGGUCGUGCAUCGGACUGGCUAUUCUAGCCUUGGGUAUUCAGGUUUGUGGCUACUCAUACAUUGGAACUUUCCUUCAUGCUCCCAUGGAUGGCCGACUGACACAGGGACAGGUCAUGCUUGCAACCCCAUUCCUACAGGCGAAUUCCAGCGGCUACUUUGAACGCUCUUUCGAAUUUGGAAGGCAGUUUAUGUUUAAGUGGACGGUAAACUGGAGAUUUGUACCAGAGGAAGUAUUUUUGUCCAAGGAGUUCUGGCUGGGCCUGGUAGCUUUGAAUUUGCUCAUACUGGUUAUUUUUGGGGUCACGAGCUUCUCAAAGCCGUCCGGUACCAACUUGCCCAACUUCCUGAGCAACUUCUUGACGGGGCGAUAUCAUGGCGUAGUCCUCCAUCCAUCCUUCAUUAUGGCCGUGUUGUUGACGACCCUUGCCAUCGGGUUGCUGUGUGCAAGGUCUAUACACUACCAAUUUUUCGCCUAUCUCUCUUGGGCGACUCCUUUCCUCCUCUGGCGGGCUGGCUAUCAUCCAAUUUUCAUUUAUGCACUUUGGAUACUGCAGGAGUGGGCUUGGAAUGUGUAUCCGAGCACCAACCUCAGCUCCACCGUUGUUGUCCUCUUGCUUUGCGCCCAGGUGUUUGGCGUCCUGAAAAACAGGAAUACCGCAUUUCCCACUUCACCGCCAAGACCCAGAGCGAAAGAACACGUUCAGUGA
Molecule: messenger RNA, 1320 nt
Organism: Aspergillus puulaauensis
Lineage: Eukaryota; Fungi; Ascomycota; Eurotiomycetes; Eurotiales; Aspergillaceae
Gene: alg3
Product: dolichyl-P-Man:Man(5)GlcNAc(2)-PP-dolichol alpha-1,3-mannosyltransferase
Exons: 2
Coding region: 1-1320 (439 amino acids)
Cellular component (GO): endoplasmic reticulum
Molecular function (GO): dol-P-Man:Man(5)GlcNAc(2)-PP-Dol alpha-1,3-mannosyltransferase activity
Source: RefSeq, a predicted model, not a curated record